Propithecus coquereli (Coquerel's sifaka) is the source of this 2151-nucleotide messenger RNA. It is a transcript of the gene RGMB, whose product is annotated as repulsive guidance molecule family member b. The coding region runs from base 641 to 2086 and encodes 481 amino acids. Gene Ontology annotation, biological process: BMP signaling pathway. Gene Ontology annotation, cellular component: plasma membrane. NCBI's taxonomy places the organism in Eukaryota, Metazoa, Chordata, Mammalia, Primates, Indriidae. The record is from RefSeq and is a predicted model, not a curated record. The transcript has 5 exons. Gene Ontology annotation, molecular function: coreceptor activity.
GAGUGCGGAGGAAGCAGCUUGGAAGAAGCUGGGCGGGGGGGGGGGGGGGGAGGAAUAAGGGAUUUGGCUCCCCGCCCUCUCCCUUAGGUGGCUGAGAGAUCACGCUAGCUGCAAGGGUGCAGCCCCUCGCCGGGAGCACAUUCCGGGCUCGGAGAGCUGGGAGAGCGGCCCCCGAGGCAGAGCCUCUUCGCCCCCGGGUACUGCUGCCCCCCACCUGGGGCAGAGGGGCGGGCCCGCGCUGCCUUCCCUCAGCGCCUCAGCCGCGUGGCUUGCGGCUUAUUUUCCCAGCUGGCAAGCGUCGCGCUGCAGACAAGGGAAUGCCUGUGGGAAGGCUGCGCUGGUUUCCUGAGAUAAAUGGACAGGAAGCGCAUUACCUCCGCGCGCUGGCAAGCGGCUCCCAAAUGCUUUUUGCACCUGCCGCUUUGAGCAGUGAGAGCAGCGGCGGAGCCCGCAGGGAUCUCGGGCCCGUUGAGUACGCUCGGGGGAUGAAUCCCUCGCACACCCUAGACUCUCUCCCUCCGGGGCUGCCGCGCUCACACCGAGCUCUGGUGCUCUUCUCUCACACCCAGGUCCCGCGUGUUCUGGAGCUCGGGGGCCGCCUGAUCCUGCCGAGCCCCCUCCAGGAGCGGAAGGGUUAAGAAUGAUGAGAAAGAAGAGGAAGCGAGGCGCGCUCCUCGGCUCAUGCCUCAGCCACGGGCCGCGACCCGCCACGGCGCCAGCGCCGCCGCCCUCGCCGGAGCCCACGAGACCUGUAUGGACGGGCAUGGGCUUGAGAGCAGCACCUUCCUGCGCCGCCGCCGCCGCUGCCGCCGCCGCCGGGGCUGAGCAGCGCCGCCGCCCCCCACGGCUCUCCCCACCGCCGCUGGAGCUGCUGCUGCUGCUGCUUAGCCUCGGGCUGCUCCACUCAGGUGACUGCCAACAGCCGGCCCAAUGUCGAAUCCAGAAAUGCACCACAGACUUUGUGUCCCUGACUUCGCACCUGAACUCUGCCAUUGACGGCUUUGACUCUGAGUUUUGCAAGGCCUUGCGUGCCUAUGCUGGCUGCACCCAGCGAACUUCAAAAGCCUGCCGUGGUAACCUGGUGUACCAUUCUGCUGUGUUGGGUAUCAGUGACCUCAUGAGCCAGAGGAAUUGUUCCAAGGAUGGACCCACAUCCUCUACAAACCCUGAAGUGACCCAUGAUCCUUGUAACUAUCACAGUCACUCAGGAGCCAGAGAACACAGGGGAGGGGACCAAAACCCUCCUAAUUACCUUUUUUGUGGCUUGUUUGGAGAUCCUCACCUAAGAACUUUCAAGGAUCACUUCCAAACGUGUAAAGUGGAAGGGGCCUGGCCACUCAUAGAUAAUAAUUACCUUUCGGUUCAAGUGACAAAUGUACCCGUGGUCCCUGGAUCCAGUGCUACUGCUACAAAUAAGAUCACUAUCAUCUUCAAAGCCCACCAUGAAUGUACAGAUCAGAAAGUCUACCAAGCUGUGACAGACGACCUGCCCGCUGCCUUUGUGGAUGGCACCACGAGCGGUGGGGAUGGCGAUGCCAAGAGUCUGCGUAUCGUGGAGAGGGAGAGUGGCCGCUACGUGGAGAUGCACGCCCGCUACAUAGGGACCACAGUGUUCGUGCGGCAGCUGGGUCGCUACCUGACCCUCGCCAUCCGCAUGCCUGAGGACCUGGCCAUGUCCUACGAGGAAAGCCAGGACCUGCAGCUGUGCGUGAACGGCUGCCCGCUGAGUGAGCGCAUCGAUGAUGGGCAGGGCCAGGUGUCUGCCAUCCUGGGGCACAGCCUGCCUCACACGUCCUUGGUGCAGGCCUGGCCUGGCUACACACUGGAGACUGCCAACAGUCAAUGCCAUGAGAAGAUGCCAGUGAAGGACAUCUAUUUCCAGUCCUGUGUCUUCGACCUGCUCACCACCGGUGAUGCCAACUUUACCGCCGCAGCCCACAGUGCCUUGGAGGAUGUGGAGGCGCUGCACCCAAGGAAGGAACGCUGGCACAUUUUCCCCAGCAGUGGCAAUGGGACUCCCUGUGGAGGCAGCAAUGUGUCUAUCAGUCUCGGACUCACAUGCUUGAUCCUUAUUGUGUUUUUGUAGGGGUUGUCUUUGUUUUUUUUAUUUUUUGUCUAUAACAAAAUUUUAAAAUAUAUAUUGUCAUAAUA